Messenger RNA from Castor canadensis (American beaver), 1536 nucleotides. RefSeq names its product pyridoxamine 5'-phosphate oxidase (gene Pnpo). Lineage: Eukaryota; Metazoa; Chordata; Mammalia; Rodentia; Castoridae. The record is from RefSeq and is a predicted model, not a curated record. Gene Ontology annotation, biological process: pyridoxine biosynthetic process; pyridoxal 5'-phosphate biosynthetic process. Gene Ontology annotation, molecular function: FMN binding; pyridoxamine phosphate oxidase activity.
GUUCGGACGACCUGCCAAGUGGCCGCGUUACCUCCGCCACCUGUGCGGUCGCGGUGCUGUCAUGGACCUGGGACCGAUGCGCAAGAAUUACCGCGGGGACCGAGAGGUGCCGCGGCCGUGAAGGGCUUCCCAGCCGGGCUCGGGAAGGAGUUCCCGUAGUCAUCUACCGAGGGGAGGGUUGGAGGAGCCCCUCUGGGCUUCAGGGGCCACCCUUGAGACUAGAGGGUUUGGGGGUCACCCUGGUGGGAGACGGGGGUUUCAGAGUCAACCACUUCUCGGAGAGGGAAAAACGUGGAUGAAGGCAUUUGAGGAGGCUCAUCUGAGCUCCUUGGACCCCAUGAAACAGUUUGCUUCCUGGUUUGAGGAGGCUGUUCAGUGUCCUGACAUCGGGGAAGCCAAUGCCAUGUGUCUGGCUACUUGUACCAGAGAUGGAAGACCCUCUGCCCGCAUGUUGCUGUUGAAGGGCUUUGGCAAGGAUGGCUUCCGCUUCUUCACUAACUACGAGAGUCGGAAGGGAAAAGAGCUGGACUCUAAUCCCUUUGCCUCCCUUGUCUUCUACUGGGAGCCCCUUCACCGGCAGGUGCGUGUGGAGGGCUCUGUGAAGAAGCUGUCUGAGGAGGAGGCUGAGUGUUACUUCCACUCCCGCCCUAAGAGCAGCCAGAUCGGGGCUGUGGUCAGUCACCAGAGUUCUGUGAUCCCUGAUCGAGAGUAUCUAAGAAAGAAAAAUGAAGAACUGGAGCAGCUCUACCAGGAACAAGAGGUGCCUAAGCCAAAAUACUGGGGUGGCUACAUCCUAUAUCCCCAGGUGAUGGAGUUCUGGCAAGGCCAAACCAACCGGCUGCAUGACCGCAUUGUCUUCCGGAGGGGCCUCCCAACAGGAGAUUCUCCUUUGGGGCCCAUGACCCACCACGGGGAGGAAGGCUGGCUGUAUGAGAGACUUGCGCCUUGACUCUGUACUCAGCGGGACUAGGUUCUAAGACAGGGUGUGGAAUUGGGAGCCAGGCCCUUCUUUCUAAACUCAGCCCAUUUCCUUUCCUACCCCUUAUAUCUAGGGCUCUCCAGGGCUCAUCCUCUGACUUCUCUGUAUUCAGUUGGGUCUCAGCUGCUCCGGAGGAGGGUUAACAGUGUCAUAGAGAAUCACAUAUGGGAAAGAUUUCUGUAAUUUUCUGGACUUUGCCUGUGGUGUCCGGAACAACUCCAUCUAGGGGUAGCAGCCCACCCGACUCCCUUUCUGGUGACUGUGCCCCUGCAACCCUGUUUCCAUGUGAAUCAUACUGGCCAAAGUUGAUUGGUCCCAUUGUAGGCACCUGAGGUAAUCUAUCCAAUCAGAUUUUCUUGUCAAUAAUUUGAACUUUGAAGUAUAGGUAAGCACUAAUGGCAGCCAAGAAAUUGCUGUUGUUGUAAUUCCCUGAGCUACUCUGGAUUAUUCUUCCCAUGUGUGCUGUGCAGUUCCUCCUUCUGCCCCAAAACUCCUUGGUAAGGGAUGGGGUGUGUGGGGUGGGGCAUGAGAGCUCCAAUUUAGCAAGCACAGGCCCU